AUGGAAAAAUUCCAGUGCCUCACUACUUAUUUUAUACCAAUACAAAUCGAACAAAAUGUUCCCCAAUUCUUCACCCGCUUGCUGAUGCACUUAGAUCCGAAAAGGUGCUUCGUGACACCUGGGAGGGCAGUUCUCAGCUCCCAAAAUCAGCAGGCUCUGAAGGGGCUAAGUUUUUCCAUGGCAGACAGCAAGCAAGGAAGGAGCCUUGCAUACCUUUUGGAUGGUGUGGAAAAGGCCCACAGAACUGAAGUUCAACUUUACACAUCAGGGCACUUAAACCUUGACAAGCUUUAUAAGCCCCAAAGGAAAUUAAAACAAGGCUACUGGGACAGUGCCAGGAAGACAACACAUGUUGUGACUAAAAAAAAUCUAUUGCCAGCCCAAAGUGAAACAGCCAGGAAGAUAAAACACACUUCAGCUGAAGUCUCCUCCAGCCCCACACUGGUUUCAGCAUGGUCCAAAUCUGCCUCUUCUACUUAUAGAUGCCCUCAGCCACCCCUGGGCAGUGUCCCAGUAAAUGCCUCAUUAGUUUCCAGUCCAUUGGAAAUGCAUUCGAAAUAUAUUAAAAACAAAAUACAGGAUGGAACUAACAGACUCCAUCUGCCACUUAAAAAAGAAGAGUUAGAUGUACCAGAGAUGAAGGUGCUGAAACACAGGCCAGUUAAGAACAGCCGACAAUGUUUUGCUGAAGUUGCCAAGGACAAAUACCAGUUUAUGCCUUCAUACUUGGCGGGUCUGACUAGAACCGAUCAGUUUAACAAGUUUCUACGCUUCCAGAGGGAUAUUAUUGGAAAGCAUGAUCUGCUAGAGAAUGACUUCACCGGGAGCAAAGCAUCAGAGCAGCAUGAAAGGAAGUUGGCUAAGGAUCUCCAGCAAAUCUGUGAUUGCGAUUGGCCCCAUUUCAAAUACCUGAAAGUCUUCAGGGAUGUGUUUGAGGAUAUUUGCAACAGCUCUUUGAUAUUUGGUGAUAUUUUGAAGGAAGUUAAGAAUGUAUAUGAGCUGUACAUGGCAAUACUUCUGGACUCACUGCCUGCAACACAAUACAAGACUUUGUUGGCUCAGGCAAGAGGUAUGGAAAAAAGAGCCACAAAGAGGCAAGAAAUAGAACAGACCAGGAGAGAUGUACAAUUUCUUAUGAAGAAAAGCAAAAGUGCUCUGGAGAGAAAUGAAGAACUCAGAAAUGAACUCGAAAUUGAACUGUGGGUGAGCCCAACUCCUGAGGAAAAGGCAGUUCCAGAAACCCAUGAUGACCCUGCAGUGAAAAUGCCUGUAAAGAAACAACUCUCCCUGGCAGAGAAGGUUGAAUCUAUGAGGUGUCAAGUUCUCGCUAAGUGGGAGGAAAUACAAGCUUUAGAGAAAGAGAUUAAAGAAACCAUGACUCAUGCUGGGGUUGCAAACACCAUAGAGAAGACGGUUAAAGACAUAGAGGCUGAAGCAAUGAGGCUCAUCUCAGCUAACAAGUUUCUUCAAACCCAAAUAAAAGAUGUUGAAUACAGCAUAACAGAUACCUUAAAUAAACAGAAGAUCUCCCAAGAAAGUCAACAAAAGAUGUGGGACAUGCUGAAGACCUUCUUGUCACUUGAAGAUAGUGAAGCAACUUCAGACAAAUCAGAAAAAUGAUGUGUAGGAAGAUAAAUUCUAGCUGCACUGAACAUACUUUUGACAUCCUGAGACCAUGCAAGAUGAAACCCAGUUUUGAAAAACUGAUGCUGGGCCUUAGAAUCAAAUAUUAUAAUGCAACUUCAAUAAGAUAAAUGUCAGUAUUUGCACAGAUUAUCAUGGGUGUAGACACUGAUAUUUCCAUAUGCCAUCUAGAGAAAUGCCCACCACUAAUAAUAGCAAUAGUAUAAAUAGUGGUGCCUUUCCUUAUAUAGUUUCAGUAGAAACUUCCCUUAUUUAGUAGUGGAACCUUUAUUCAAGGACCAGAUGAUAUUUAAUUAAACCUCCACAGUAGAACUCACAACUGCAAAUUAUUUAAGUAAAUUGAAGUUGCAGCUUCUAGAAAUGAUAUACAUGUAUAAUUUUGUGCAUAUUCAUUGUUGUGAGUAUUAUAUUCAAGCCUCGAACCUGGCUGAUGCAGAGGGAUAUGGCAUAGUGGCAAUGCCACCUCCCUUCAGCAGCUUUUUCUUUUCCAGUGUCUCAGUUUUCCCUUUAUACAUCUCUAAUUGAUACGUUUGCAAAAAGAGCUUUGAAAAUAGGAACCAAGUGUAGCCCAGGUAACUUGGGUAUAUAC
Alligator sinensis (Chinese alligator) is the source of this 2233-nucleotide messenger RNA. RefSeq names its product chromosome unknown C6orf118 homolog (gene CUNH6orf118). The record is from RefSeq and is a predicted model, not a curated record. The coding region runs from base 1 to 1620 and encodes 539 amino acids. NCBI's taxonomy places the organism in Eukaryota, Metazoa, Chordata, Crocodylia, Alligatoridae. The transcript is spliced from 10 exons.